AUGAGAAAGCGCGGUGGAGGGGCAUUCGGCUCCCGAAAGGGAGAAAAGGCAGGACUUGCAGAGGGACAUAACCACAACCUGGGCUGUGGUUGUAACAGAAACAAACUCUUCGGAAAGAAAACGAACUAACUGCUUUAUGGCAUAAAGGUUUGGUGCUAAAUACCGCAGACGUCGUGAAUGAGCCAUAAGGAGCUGUAAUAGAAAUAUCCAAGAAGACAUUCAAGACGAAGUGCGAAAGGACAUAUUGCUUUUAUUGUUGAUUUUUUUUUUCAAUCGAUUAUUAUCACCUCUUAUUUUUUCUUUCUUUCGUAUUGUUUUUAUUUCGUGUGCGUAAUGAUGGCCACUUACCAAAACCCCGAAGAUGACGCAAUGGCUCUAAUGGUCCACGAUACCAACACAGCCAAGGAGAAGGAUCGACCCAAAGACGAGUCGAUCCAGGAGAAGAAUUCGGAGAAGACAGACCCGUCUCAGAAACCCCCUUACUCCUAUGUUGCGCUUAUUGCCAUGGCCAUCCGCGAGAGCUCGGAGAAAAGGCUCACGCUGUCUGGCAUAUAUCAGUACAUAAUUUCUAAGUUCCCUUUUUACGAGAAAAACAAGAAAGGCUGGCAGAACAGCAUCCGCCACAAUCUGAGCCUCAACGAGUGCUUCAUCAAGGUGCCGCGUGAAGGCGGGGGCGAACGGAAGGGAAAUUACUGGACACUGGAUCCAGCAUGCGAGGACAUGUUUGAGAAAGGGAACUACAGGAGAAGGCGGAGGAUGAAGCGGCCUUUCAGACCCCCGCCGACCCAUUUCCAGCCGGGGAAAUCGCUCUUCGGCGGGGACGGAUACGGCUACCUUUCACCACCGAAGUAUCUGCAGUCCAGCUUCAUGAAUAACUCCUGGUCGCUUGGCCAGCCCCCGGCACCAAUGCCCUACACGUCUUGUCAGAUGGCAAGUGGCAACGUGAGUCCCGUCAAUGUAAAAGGAUUGUCAGCUCCCACAUCCUACAAUCCAUACUCCCGGGUGCAAACCAUGGCCCUUCCCAGCAUGGUAAACUCCUACAACGGUAUGAGCCAUCACCACCAUCCGCACGCCCACCAUCCUCAGCAACUAAGCCCGGCCACGGCGGCUCCUCCUCCGGUGUCUUCUAGCAACGGAGCGGGCCUUCAGUUUGCCUGCUCCCGUCAACCCGCCGAGCUGUCAAUGAUGCACUGUUCAUACUGGGAUCACGACAGCAAACACUCCGCACUACAUACACGGAUUGACAUUUAAAAUUGUCUGAGGGAAGCUGUUCGAGCACACGGGACUUUCGAAGGGGGAAAGGCGGACUUCGAGAGUGUAUUUUGAAGACAGAGUUUCUUUUAUGGAUUCGUGUAUGUCCGCUAAAGCCACCAUGUUAUCGUUCUAGAGUUUUAAAAAAAGGAGUAACGCCCGAAACAUUGCAGUUCAUAGAGAACUUUGAGGAACUGGAAAAAGAGGAGCGUAAGGGGGACAUUUUAAGGUCAUCGUGCGCCUCCAUGUUUCGCUGGGACAGAGGACCGUGUGUUUGUAUGGUACUCUUGUGCAAUUCGACCACUUCCCUUAGCGAGGGAAUCAAGAUUAUAAAUUGCUAUUUAAGUACAUCGUACAUGUGUAAACUUCGGAUGCAAGUUCUGUAUGUGUUCACUCUGUGCAGAAAUAGAUUUGCACAGAUCUAAUUACCUACUGGCAUAUAUAAGUCUGGCCCUUUCUGAAGUAAUUUAAACCGUCACCUGUAAGCGAGUAGUAUUUCAGUAAGUACUCCUAUGCAAGUGAACUAACAAAUCUGAUUGGACGGACAUAUUCUAAGAUGCCAGGUCAUAUUGUCAGAUCUUAGUCUUGAUAUCAAGUUUGUCUUAUUAGUGUUGUAAUUUGGCGUGACUGAACCUUAGGCUGCAGCAGACAUGAAUAUGAGAUGGGUUUUUAGCAGAACCGAGGAGUCAAACGAUGUGUACUUUGUUAGACCAAAGAUGUACUGUUCAUUCGGGGGUCGUUUAUUUGUAGCUGUUGUGACCUCUAUUAGAAGUCGCUAGUUUUCAGUAACAUCAUCCAGUGCCAGUUUUAACCUUUUUAUUUUAUAAACUUACUAUUUUGUCUCAUUCAUGUUGGGACCAUGUUAAACUAGCACUUUUGCUUUUUUUAGUACUGUUAAUUUCUUAAUAAACUUAUUCCUUUCAAAGUA
This is a messenger RNA of Paramormyrops kingsleyae, 2179 nucleotides long. RefSeq names its product forkhead box L2a (gene foxl2a). The record is from RefSeq and is a predicted model, not a curated record. Lineage: Eukaryota; Metazoa; Chordata; Actinopteri; Osteoglossiformes; Mormyridae. Gene Ontology annotation, molecular function: RNA polymerase II cis-regulatory region sequence-specific DNA binding; DNA-binding transcription factor activity, RNA polymerase II-specific. Gene Ontology annotation, biological process: cell differentiation; anatomical structure morphogenesis; regulation of transcription by RNA polymerase II.